AUGUUCAGAUACCUGCUCGCCCUCGUCCCGGUCCUCCUCUUCUUCGCCGAUCCCAUAGCCCAGUUAUUCUCACCCUCCACACCUCGGAUCCGCCGCCUCCCUCGCCCGCAGCUAAACGAAGACCUCCUAGCCCUUGAGGAACCCUCCAACUACACCUGCCCUCCCAACCCCUACACAGUCCAUGUCGUCUCCCGCGCCCCCUUGGUUCUCUACAUAGAAGACUUCCUCACCCUCGACGAACGACGCCACCUACUAGAGAUAAGCGAACCCCUCUACGCCCCCGCCACCAUCACGCACAACGGCGGCCGGUCCACCGAGCAGCAGCCGCGCGUGCGCGACUCCGAGGUCGCGCUGGUGCCGCGGACCGCCGCCGUGCGGUGCGUCGAGGCCCGCGCCCGCGCCCUGCAGGGCUGGCGCCCGGAAACCUGGCUCGAGCGCCUGCGCGUCCAGCGCUACCGCGCCGGCGGGCACUACGCGCACCACUUUGACUGGAGCUCCGGGAGGGGUGGGUGGGGGAGGGUGAGUAGUUUUAUGGUUUGGGUUGAUGAUGGGGGCGAGUCUGGAGGUGGGGUGAAAGGGGAGGGGGUUGAUGGGGAUGGUGAUGAUGGGGUUGAGGGGGGGAGGGAGAGGGAGAGGUUGGUGGGGGGAGGGACGGAGUUUCCUUUGCUGAGGGGGCUGCGGGAGGAUGAGAGGUGGUGUCGGUUUGUGGAGUGUCCUGAAGAGGAGGAGGGUGAGGAGGAGGGUGAAGGGGAUGGGGGGAAGGGCGUGGUGUUCAAGGUUGCGCCGGGCAAUGCGGUGUAUUGGGAGAACUUCAUGGCGGAUGGGAGCGGGAGAGGGUAUCAAGAGUCGUGGCACGCCGGGCUGCCCGUGACCAAGGGAGUCAAGGUCGGGUUGAAUAUCUGGACUUGGGGUCGGAUUGAGUAA
Messenger RNA from Chaetomium fimeti, 924 nucleotides. RefSeq lists its product as uncharacterized. The coding region runs from base 1 to 924 and encodes 307 amino acids. The transcript has 2 exons. Gene Ontology annotation, biological process: peptidyl-proline hydroxylation to 4-hydroxy-L-proline. Gene Ontology annotation, cellular component: endoplasmic reticulum. The record is from RefSeq and is a predicted model, not a curated record. Gene Ontology annotation, molecular function: iron ion binding; L-ascorbic acid binding; procollagen-proline 4-dioxygenase activity. NCBI's taxonomy places the organism in Eukaryota, Fungi, Ascomycota, Sordariomycetes, Sordariales, Chaetomiaceae.